Messenger RNA from Exophiala bonariae, 3069 nucleotides. RefSeq lists its product as uncharacterized. Gene Ontology annotation, cellular component: nucleus; nucleotide-excision repair factor 2 complex; cytoplasm. The record is from RefSeq and is a predicted model, not a curated record. Bases 1 to 3069 code for a protein of 1022 amino acids. Gene Ontology annotation, biological process: nucleotide-excision repair; mismatch repair. NCBI's taxonomy places the organism in Eukaryota, Fungi, Ascomycota, Eurotiomycetes, Chaetothyriales, Herpotrichiellaceae. Gene Ontology annotation, molecular function: damaged DNA binding; single-stranded DNA binding. The transcript has a single exon.
AUGCCACCAAGGAAGUCCCGAUCAGCAAGGGUUCCAGUUCAACGAACGCGUCGCUCCGGGCGGCGGAGUGGGGCUGUCGACCAUGGAAUUCCCGAUGUCUACGGUGAUAUGGUCGCCGAGGCUGUCGCAGAUGAAAGAAAUGAUGAGAAGUUGGACAAGAGGGCGCCGAAGCGUCGCAAAAUCAGUGAGGAAUCAGCCGGUGAUAUUCAACUCGACUUCGACCUGUUUGGGCCGUCUCAAGCCGAUGUUGAGAGUGGUCAGAUCCAGGAUUCUGGGGACGCGGGACUACCUUUACAGCAAGUUAUCUACGAUGAUUUUGAAGGAUCGGAUGAUGAGUCGGACAUUGAAUUCGAGGAUGUCGAAUUAGAACCAACUGACAACCUCGCUGGGGCGGAUCAAAAACCCGAGCAAAAGACUCUACGGCUUGAUCUUUCAACAUCCUCCGACCACGGCAGGCAAACCAUCCAACGUCGAAAACCAGUCGGACCUGCUGAGCGCAAAAAGCGUCUUGAGGUCCACAAAGCACAUCUGAUAUGUCUCCUCGCGCACCUAAGCAGCCGCAAUCGCUGGUGCGAGAGUAGAGCCAUACAUGACAUUUUGAAGCCGCUGGUGCCGCGGAAAUUGGUAUCGUUGUUCCACGUUGACGAGUCUAAACCCCAGUAUCAACGAUCGCAUUCGUUCACCAAAGGUAUCGAGGAAAUAUGUCUGCUUUGGAGAACGACCUGGACAGUAUCAGCGAGAGGGAUGCGAAGGGCGCAUUGGAAGAACGAGGUCGAUGCGCUGAAGGAAAGUGAAGAUGCGGAGGAUCUCAUUGAUUUUGAUGAUUUCAAAACCGCUGCUCUCUCGCACAGUGGAUCUCGAGAUCUAGGUGCGCAGUUGUUCUGUGCUUUGCUGAGAUCUGUUGCAGUCGAUGCUCGCUUGGUUUGCUCUCUGCAAGUACUCCCAUUCUCUGGUGUUGCAAAAGGUCAGACUCCGGAAAACCCCAAACCGCAGUAUUACCAGGCGCCUUCGCAAAACUAUGACUCUUCGCCCUUUGCUAGGUCUGAACGGACAUCAAAGCCUGCAAGGAAAAGGAUUGUUGAAUCUCCGUUUCCUGUGUUUUGGGUGGAAGUGUUCUCACCAGCAACGGCGAUAUGGAUGCCUCUGGACCCACUGGUUCGCAACACGAUCAACAAACCAAAGACUGGAUUUGAGCCUCCUGCUGCGGACCAGCUGAACAGCAUGACCUAUGUGCUAGCAUUUGAAGACGACGGAGCUGCUAAAGACGUCACAAGACGCUACACGCAGUGGUUCAACGCGAAGACCCGCAAACAGCGGGUGGAAAGCACGAAAGGUGGAGAGCAGUGGUGGAAAAGCACCAUUGGGUUCUUCCGAAAGGCUUUCACGGAGUUGCGAGACGAGAUCGAGGAUGCAGAUCUCGUGAGGAGGGCAGAGACAGAAGCCAUGCCGCGCAGUGUACAGGACUUCAAGGGCCAUCCAGUCUAUGUGCUUGAGCGACAUCUCCGGAUGAAUGAGGUCAUUCAGCCGAAACAUGAAGUCGGCAAAGUUGCUGCUGGGGUGAGUAAGAAUGCAAAACUUGAAAGUGUCUAUCGGCGGAGAGAUGUUCAUCUGUGUCGCACAGCGGACGCGUGGUACCGCCGUGGUAGAGAUGUGAAAGAAGGUGAGCAGCCUUUGAAGCGAUUUGUCCCGAAACGCAAAAUCGAGGCAGUGGCUCAAGUUGCCGGCGAAUUCGAGGAUGACGAUGACGAUGCGGAUGAAGGCAAGGCUCUCUACGCCGAAUAUCAGACGAGUGUCUACGAACCGCCUCCAGUGGCAGAGGGGCAAAUCCCGAAAAAUGCAUUUGGAAACUUGGAUAUCUAUGUUCCCUCUAUGAUUCCAGCAGGGGCGGCUCACAUCCGUCACCCACUAGCUGCCCAAGCUGCAAAGGUUCUAGGUAUCGAAUUCGUCAGUGCAGUCACCGGCUUUGAGUUUAAGGGACGUCAAGGCACAGCAGUCGUUGAUGGAGUCGUUGUCGAGAUCAGCAUGUGCAAUGCUCUGGCAAACGUCAUUGAAGGUCUCGAGCUUCAGGCUAGUGAGGAAGUCGAGGCCCAAAGAAGUGGGAUUAUCCUUGGAAUGUGGAGGAGUUGGCUCACUGCCUUGAGGGUGCGUGAGAGGGUGCAGCGGGAAUAUGGUGGUGACCAAGAUGAUCGCAAAUCCAAUGAUGUGUCCGACAACGAUGAGAACAACGAUGCGAGCUACCAAGAAGACGGAGAAGCUGACGGCGGUUUCAUUCCCGAAGAUCCUGAUGAGAUCCCAUCUGACAUCGGUGAGGCUGCCCCACGUGGAUUCUCGAAUCUCAAGCCUAUGGGACAACUGCUGCCACCAGAAGUCAUCCACCAAGCUAUCAUAAUCGUGAGGUCUCCGAACAGCCUCCCUACUACCAAGGUUAGCGAUAAAGCAGAUGACGAGAUGGAAGAUCUAUUUAACAAUGAUGAACAACAAAUGCCUCCAGCCAAAAGCACUGGACCACAAGUCGAACAUGGUGUCGAUGGUACGUCGGAGGUUGAGCCCAAUGAAACAAAUCCUGGCGGAGGGUUCAUUCCCGACGAUGAAGGUAGUGUUGAGGGCGGAGGCUUCCUCCCAGAUGCGGAAGAUGCGGCCAACGAAUCCCCCCCCAACCAGGCAAAGCAUACUACCACGUUUCGCGAUGAUGACUUGCAAUAUACUGCUGGCGGUUUCAUCCCAGAUCCCGACCCUGGCGGCGUCGAAGGGAUUCUGGAGCCUUCAGCUGGGAACGUUGCGACGCUCAUGAACAAUACUGCUUCCAAGGGCAAUCCAGACAUCAAUACUCUCACAGCAGGUGAAGUGAUAGUCAUGACAACCCCCCAAGACGUGCCAACCGAUCAGCCGCCCACAGAAACAUCACCUCCGCAAACUACUAGAGAUGAGAAUGAAUCACACCCAAAAGCACCUAAAUCUCCACAUUCCAGUUCCAGCUUGCGGUCUGAGAACUCACUGCUCUCACAUGAUCCUGAUGAGGAAGAUGCCGAGCCGGAAUGGCUCUUGAACAGUCUUGGGGAGAUAGAUUAA